Molecule: messenger RNA, 4319 nt
Organism: Marasmius oreades (fairy-ring Marasmius)
Lineage: Eukaryota; Fungi; Basidiomycota; Agaricomycetes; Agaricales; Marasmiaceae
Exons: 7
Coding region: 214-4002 (1262 amino acids)
Source: RefSeq, a predicted model, not a curated record
CGUUCCUCCUCGCCAGGGUUGUUCCCCUCCCCUAUUUUCGAUCCCUUCGCGCUCCGACUCUUCAACAACUUACUUUGACUCUUGUUCUACGUGAAUAACUCCUCCACGCUCGAUUACGCCAACAAAAGUCUUUUGUGUUUCUUGGAAUUUAUGAAGCCUUUCACACUUUCGGCAACGAUUCGACGUCACGACUUGCAGAAAUCUUGAACACAAAUGGGUUCUUCUUCACCUACGAACUCUACACUUUUGAUGGAAUUGAGGCCGGCGAAUGGAAGUAGGGUUGAUGUUGAUAGAGAGAGAGAUACCGCGAGAUUUAUGAAAGAUCGCGAACGCGAACACGAUAGAGAACGUGAAAACCACUACUACCAUCAAUCAGGACCGCCAGUAGUAUCUGACCGAGUUCCGAUACCACGCGAACGUGAACGGGAUUACGAGAGAGACCGGCCAGUCAUGCAUCAUGCCCAAACCCUACCGACACCCAUUCGAAGGUCACCGCUACCUGCCCAAUUACCUUCUACAUCAAAAUCCAAUUCCCGUCCUUCUUCCCCAAAGCUCUAUUAUCCUUACUCCAACGGAAGCGCUCCCCAUCCACACGAUACGCAGCGGCGACAUACUGUAACGCUUCCUCCCUCCAGUUCUUCGUCUGCGCCUUCCCUAGGACGCCCUUCCCGGCAUUCAGACAUCCGAUCUCACCCUGAAACCAUCAUUGUUCAAAGACCUUUACCCUCACCCUCCGCUCAUCCUACAUCCUAUUCACGUCAUCAACUUCACCCUCAGAGACAUCCUCAAAGUCAAGGUCGGGACGAAGACGUCAUCAUGGUUUCCCCAAUAUCACCUCAAACUGCAGGCGUUGCUGGGCCACCUUUCGCUCCGAGGUCUGCUCAUCCAACUUCUCAUUCAACUCAUCCCAAUCCUCCAAUAAUGAGGCGAUCUUCGAUGGUAGGAUCGAGCGGGAUUCCGCCGCUUCAUGGGUCGAGUGCAGGGACUGGUGCAACCGCGACAAGUCCUAUCCUCGUCAGUCCUGCCGAUCCGGAAGAUCCGCAAAAGUCCUCUAUUUUGGGUAAACGCGAGAGGGAUCGGGAGCCGGACUCGAGGAGAAAUUCUGCCUCGGGUGCUUCAGGACCUCCCUUGGCUCGCAGUCGCUCACGAUCCGGUUCUGGAAGCAGGCCUUCGAGUGUUGUUUUGGCACCUCAUCUCGUACGGAGUGGGCAUGGUGGUCCUGUCGUUCGGACCAGUGAUAGCCCGAGGACGCACCCAGCUGCUCAUGCACCGCCUCCACCACCACCACAUCCUUCCUCUUACUCCCAUCCUCACCCGUACUCCCAUCCAAGUCAACCGCAACGUUCGUCUCCGCACCCUACUCCUCAUUCUGCCACACUACCCCACCCGUCAUCAGGAACUGUCUACUCGAACGUGCUACCCGCACCAGGAUCAGUUCCUCCCGGGUCGGUUGUUUACGUUUACGGCUAUCCGCCUCCAGGUCAAUCUCAACCUUCACAAAUGGUCCAUCCUUCACAGUCGCAGCCCCCGGUCAUGACAUCGGGAAGCCAUGCCAGCCCGUUACCUACACCUCAUCCUCAGUCGCAGACACAACAUACACCCGUGCACUCAUCGCAUUCUCCGCUCACGGCGAGACCUCCCAUCUCUAUCCCACCUUCGUCUACCAGUCACCCUCACUCACAGUCUCAGAACCAGCCGGUACAGCGGAGACAGACGUAUCCCCAACAGGUUCAAAACCAACCGGCUCAACCUCCACCUCCACCACCCUCGCAUUCGCAUUCGCAUUCGCAUCCUCAAUCUCAUCAUGCGCAUCACCCUUCGCAAACUCAACAGCAUCCUCAUCAUAAUCCUCAUCAUUCUCAAUCUCAAUCUCACCAGCAACAGCAGCCGUCCCAUCAUUCAGGGAAACUGGGUCCUCAUUCACCUAGUAUGAAACAUGCUGUUCUUACUCCCUCCCAGAACCCGACUGGCUCUUCUCAAUCGCAACAGCCCCAUCCGCAUCACCCGUAUCAUCCUCCAUCGGCAUCGUCAUCUUCAUCUUCAGCCGCUUCAUCAGUCACAUCAUCAUUCCAACAGAUACUCAACACCACCUACCUCGAUCUUCUCACUGUGGUCAAUAAAGAGACCAAUGCAUCGAUUCAUUCGUUCGAGAAGGAACGUGCGAGGCGAGAGAAGUUGGAAAGGGCGUUGGAAGAACGGGACCGGUUGUUGCGACAGAGGGAUGAGGAGAUACUCACGCUGAAUACGGCAUUGCGAGGCGGUACUGGGGCUGUAUCUGUCCCUGUUUCUACUGUUAUGGAUCAAGAGAGGGAUAAAGACAAAGCGAUGUCGAAGCUUCAAUCGGACAUCACUCAUCUUAAAGGCGAGUUGAUGGGAUUGAAGGAUGAUAAUGCUGAUAUGCAGGAAGAGAUUGAGGUACUGCACAGGAAGUUGGCUGCCGGUGGUGGUGAUAAUGGUGGCGGUAAGGAUAGAGAGGUUGAGAGGUUGAGAGUGAUGGAAAGUAAACACGUUGCCGAGAUUACGAUGUUGACGGAACAAGUUGAGAGGUGGAGAGAGGAGGCUCGUACUUGGAGGGAAGAGAAGAUGCAGUUGGUUGGGUCGUUGGACGAGACGGAGAGGGAGCUUCGGGCUUUAAUUGAGCAACGGAAACAAGUAGAAGAAAGUAGCGCGAACGCCGAACAAAGUGUUUCAAUGAUCACCACCUCUCCGAUAGACGCUAUCACCGCCUCGCCUCUGCCCUUCACAGGACCGUUACCUUCGCUGUCUCCUCGACCUACCUCUCGACAAUCUAAUCUCAACUCCAGCCCUCAUCACGCUCAGUCUAUCCCAGUACCGCCCAUUAUGGGAUCGUUACCUUCCACCAGCCCACGAAACCAGCUCGUCACGACGAACGACACUGCUAAUGCUAUCGGGAGACCAGGGUCCCGCAGUGGCGUGGUAGACGAGAGGAGACAUCCACCACACCACUCCCAUCCUCCACCACGGCCACAUGUUUCCCUACCCGCAUCGCUUACGGAGGAACGGCCUUUAUCGGCUAGACCUUUAUCUGCAGUUUCACCUUAUCCGUCGAUGUCAUUGCCACUACCGACACUAGAAAAACCUUCUCCACGACUGACAUCCGCUCAUCUCUCUCCUAACCAGCUCCCUCUCCAUCUACCUGCUCCCUCUCCCUCGAAUUCGACCUCAAGGCCGCCGUCACGUCCGACGAUGAACGGGAGAAAACGCUCGAGGGAGGAUGCGAAUACAGAACGGGGUCACCGACGGGAUUCUGGUUCCAGUGCAGCUCACGAGCAUGAAGACGUUGAGAAGCCGGAAACACCCUCACGCGCGGAUCCUUCCCAUUCUUUCCCAUCUCUCAUAGUUCAAGAGAAGGCUUCAAAGGUCUUGAAGAGGAACAGUGGAGACGAUGUCUCCACGUCUUCAGCUCAUAGCGACGGUGCUGGGGUACCUGGAAUCCCGACAACGAAGAACCCUUAUCUUAUGCAUACCCAACUGAGGCCCAAGUCUGGUUCGCUUUCCGUGGAAGACGGGGUGUUUAGGCAUGUACAGCAUCCGCACUCGAAAUCCAUGCAUCUCUCGCAGCUACAUUAUCAACAGCAGCAGCAGACGUCGUCAUCCUUUUGGAAGAAUGUUCCUAGUUCGGCUUGUAGCGCUCCGGUCAAGAAGGAUGAAGAGCCAAAGCUGUCGUUCAAGCACUUCACGUUAUUGUACGAGGGUGUUGGAACGGAUUACGUCUGUCUCCAGUGCAAGGUCUCCACCACGACUAAACGCAAGGCAUUCCCCAACACUACGCCGUUCCCUGAACUCUUGGACCAUUCCUGGCGAGAGCAUGAGGAGCGGUGUAAAGAUAUCUUGAAGUACUCGCCGUCGAAGCUGACAGAGGAACAAGUCUUACUGAAGGGCGGAGGUGGGGUUUUACUGGGAAAGGCUGCUGGGAGCGGGCACGGUGGGCACAAAACCAGCUCAUCGCAUAUGAGGAAGGAGAAGAGUAACAACAAGUGAUCGCGUUCUUUGUUGGAUUUCUGGUCCCCGAUUCCCGCUUUUCUUAUUUCUUAUUUGUAAUUCUCUCUCUCUCUCUUGGUCACUUGUGUCUCUGUUCUUGUAUCUUCUUUUAUUUUGCGUUUCGUCUGAACUUUCCCCCCCUCGUUUCGUCUUGUUGCUUUGAUGCUAUCUUAUUCUGGCACUUGUCUAGUGUAUACAACCCCAAUUGUCGUUAAUUUAGGUACCUUACAUUGUGUACGUUUAUCGACUCUUCGUAUGUAUCUAACCAUUCCUGUUAUCAAUGUUACUGAAUUUUGUUCCUCCUUCAUGCUAACGCG